AUGGAUAGGCUGAGUUUAUCAACAGAAGAACCUGCUAAGAACACCGUUAAAAAAUAUAAAAUACUUUGUAUUGUUCUUCUUGCCUUGUUGGUGAUUGUAAGUCUUGGCCUGGGCUUGGGACUUGGACUAAGGCAACCAGAGAAUCAAGGCAGCUGCAGGAAAAAAUGCUUUGAUUCAUCAUAUAGAGGACUGGAAAACUGCCGGUGUGACAGGGAAUGUAAAGCACGAGGUGACUGUUGCUGGGACUUUGAGGACACCUGUGUGGAAUCAGCUCGGAUGUGGACAUGCAGUGUAUUUCGUUGUGGUGAGGCCAGACUGGAGUCCAGCCUCUGUUCUUGUUCAGAUGACUGUUUGCAGAGGAAAGACUGCUGUACUGACUAUAAAAGCGUUUGCCAAGGAGAAACCCCAUGGGUGAAAGAGGAGUGUAAAACAGUCCCACAGCCUCAGUGUCCAGAAGGAUUUGACCGACCACCUGUUAUUUUGUUUUCCAUGGAUGGAUUUAGAGCUGAAUAUUUACAGACAUGGGAUAUUCUAAUGCCUCAUAUUAAUAAAAUGAAAACAUGUGGAGUUCAUUCAAAAUAUAUGAGACCUGCUUAUCCAACCAAAACCUUUCCAAAUCAUUACACCGUUGUCACGGGCUUAUAUCCAGAAUCACAUGGCAUUGUUGACAAUAAUAUGUACGAUGUACAUCUCAACAAGAAUUUUUCACUUUCUUCAGCAGAGAAAAAUAAUCCAGCUUGGUGGCAAGGCCAACCAGUGUGGCUAACAGCAAUGUAUCAAGGAUUAAAAGCAGGGACCUACUUUUGGCCAGGAUCAGACGUGCCUAUAAAUGGCUCCUACCCAACAAGAUACAUGAAUUACAACAAGAGUAUUCCAUUUGAAAAUAGGAUUUUCCAGUUGCUAAAUUGGCUGGACCUUCCCAAAGCUGAAAGACCUGAUUUUUACACCAUUUACGUGGAACAGCCUGAUUCUGCAGGACAUAACUCUGGGCCAGUCAGUGCAGAAGUAAUUCAAGCCUUACAGUCAGUAGAUAAAGUCUUUGGAAUGUUGAUGGAAGGUCUCAAACUGCGGAACUUGCACAAUUGUGUCAAUAUAAUUCUCUUGGCGGACCACGGAAUGGAGCAGACUUAUUGUGACAAGUUGGAAUUUAUGACUGAUUAUUUUUCCGAAAUAAACUUCUACAUGUAUGAAGGACCUUGCCCUCGCAUCAGGUCGAGAAAUAUACCUCAGGACUUUUUUACCUUUAAUUCUCAAGAAAUUGUUAACAAUCUCACUUGUAGAAAAGCUAACCAGCAUUUCAAAGCCUAUAUGACUCCAAAUUUGCCCAAGCGACUACACUUUGCUAAUCAUGUCAGAAUUGACAAAGCUCAUCUUUUGGUGGAGCGACAGUGGCUGGCUGUGAGGAAUAAAAAUUACAGAGCCUGUGGAGGAGGCCAUCACGGUUAUGACAAUGAGUUUAAGAGCAUGGAGGCUCUCUUUUUGGCACAUGGACCCAGUUUUAAAGAGAAGACUGAAGUUGAACCAUUUGAAAAUAUUGAAGUCUAUAAUCUAAUAUGUGAUCUUCUACGUAUCCACCCAGCACCCAACAAUGGUACCCACGGUAGUCUGAACCAUCUUUUGAAGGUGCCUUUUUAUAAUCCAGCCCACGCGCAGGAAAUGUCAAAUCAUUCUGUUUGUGAAGUUCAGUCUCUGAAGCCCACAGAUAAUCUAGGAUGUACAUGCUCUGAAUUACAAACUGCUGACAUAGAACGUGUGAAUAGAAGGCUAAAUCUCACCCACAAUGAAAAAACAGACACAGAAAAACUAAACUUGCCAUUUGGGAGGCCCAGAGUCACGCAGACAAACAAGGAACACUGUCUCCUUUAUCACAGUGAAUACAUCAGUGGUUAUGGAAAAGCUUUUAAGAUGCCCAUGUGGACAUCAUACACAGUUCCCAAACCCGGAAACACAUCGUCUCUUUCUCCCACUGUCCUAGACUGUUGGCGGGCUGAUGUCAGGGUUGCUCCUUCUGAGAGCCAAAAAUGUUCCUUCUAUUUAAACAAGAAUAUCACCCACGGCUUCCUCUAUCCUCCUGGAAAUAAUAGAACUGCUGAAAGUCAAUAUGAUAGUUUAAUUACAAGUAACUUUGUCCCUAUGUAUGAGGAAUUCAAAAAAAUAUGGGAUUACUUCCACAAUGUUCUUCUUGUAAAACACGCUAUGGAAAGAAAUGGAGUAAAUGUGGUUAGUGGACCAGUGUUUGAUUAUAAUUAUGAUGGUCAUUUUGAUGCUCCAAAUCAAAUUAUAGAGCAUGUUCCUGACACUGAUGUUCCCAUCCCAACACAUUACUUUAUUGUGCUGACAAGCUGUAAAAAUGCAAGUCAUACCCCUGAUGCCUGCCCUGGAAAUCUGGAUGUUCUCUCCUAUGUCAUUCCUCACAGGCCCACCAACGAAGAGAGCUGUCCUCAAUUUACCACACACAAUACUUGGAUUGAAGAAAGAUUGAAAACUCAUGUUGCCAGAGUUCGUGAUGUGGAACUUCUUACUGGACUUAACUUUUAUCAGGAUAAAAAGCAGCCUGUCUCUGAAAUUUUGCAACUAAAGACAUAUUUACCCAUAUUUGAAACUAUUUUUUAA
Molecule: messenger RNA, 2613 nt
Organism: Sorex araneus (European shrew)
Lineage: Eukaryota; Metazoa; Chordata; Mammalia; Eulipotyphla; Soricidae
Gene: ENPP3
Product: ectonucleotide pyrophosphatase/phosphodiesterase 3
Exons: 25
Coding region: 1-2613 (870 amino acids)
Biological process (GO): nucleoside triphosphate catabolic process
Molecular function (GO): nucleic acid binding; metal ion binding; nucleoside triphosphate diphosphatase activity
Source: RefSeq, a predicted model, not a curated record